CUCAUUUAAUCCGAAGAUGCUAGAUAUCCUGUGUCCGGUGUGUUUGGGGUGGCGUCCAGGAAAGUUUGUCGAACGGGUUGCGCUCAGUCUCGAUCGGUCGUUCAGCAUGUGUGGCGGGCUGUAGAAAAAAAAGGCGGCAACACGUGUCGUCGUGGAACUUAGUUUGCUGUGCCGGGGCCGUCUGUCAGUAGUGAGUUGAUCCCCGCCGGAAUCGGUGAUCGGUUGUGCGAUGGAUUUUGAUUCCAUUCUCGAGCUGUGCGAUGGGUUCGGGGCUUAUCAGAAGAUCAUUAUAGGGGUGUUGCUGUUUCCGGCCACCUUUCCGUGCGCUUUUCACGCUUACAGUCAACUUUUCCUAGCCGCAAAACCUAACCAUUGGUGCAAAGUGCCGGAAUUCGAUGGACUCGACGGUCAGCUAUCGGAAACGCUUAAAAACAUAAGCUCACCUCAGCUUCCCCACUUCGAUGGUUCGAUCGCGUACUCCAAGUGUUCCAUGUACGCGCGCAACUAUUCCGAAAUUGCGGCCCUUUUCCGCAAUUCGCAGCUCGCCGGAGAGAAUGGUUCGGUAGGGCAGGUGCCACCGCCGAACGGCAUUACCGCGUGCCGGCACGGUUGGACCUACGAUCAAUCCAUCUUCAGCUCAACCGUAGUGACCGAGUGGAAUCUGGUGUGCGAUCGUGACUUUGACACGACGACCGCACUGAUGGUGUUCGGUGUGGCCGGGUUGAUCGGUAACCUCGGGUUCGGCUACAUGCAGGAUUACUGGGGACGGAAGCUAUCCUUCUUUCUCUGUCUGGUGGUCCAGGUGACGGCCGGUGCGGUGGGAGCGGCCAUGUGGAGCUACGGAUCGUGGCUGGUAACGCGCAUCGUUGUGGGCCUUACCGUACCGGCCAUCCUAUCGAGCCCCUACAUGCUGGCGAUCGAACUGGUAGAACCGCGGCGACGCAACUUCUGCACCAUCAUCUCCAACAUUGCGUACUCGGUCGGGCUGGUACUGCUGUCCGUGAUCGUAUACUACGAACGUGACUGGCGAUCGCUAUCGAUCGCCGUUUCCGUCCCGUUGCUGGUGCUGUUCCUCUUCUACACACUGAUACCCGAAUCACCCCGCUGGCUGGCCGCACGGGGCAAAUAUAUUCAGGCAAAGCGGAUUCUGCUAAAAAUGGCCAGAGUGAAUGGCAAAACGAUCGACGACGGCUACCGGCAGCUGCUGGACGAACGGAUUAAGGCCCUGUCCCUGGAGGAUGCACCCGAUCCGGACGCCGCCCACACCAACGAAAUAGGGCUGCGGCAUCUGUUCGCCAAGCCGCAGAUGCGUCGCAAGACCACGUUCGUGGCGUUCAUAUGGCUUACGAACACGAGCGUUUACGUGGGGCUUAGCUACUACGCACCGGCCCUGGGUGGGGAUGAGAUCUUUAACUUCUUUCUAGCGGGGCUGGUCGAGCUGCCGACGUACAUUGUGCUGUGGCCAAGCUUGAAUCUGUUCGGACGCCGCGGGGUGCUCUUCACGACGAUGGUCAUUGGUGGGCUGGCGUGUGCGCUCACGAUCGUUCCACAAGGUCGCACCACAACCCUAAUUCUAUACUGCAUCGGAAAAAUGGGCGUCUCGUCGGCGUUCGUGGUCGUUCCGCUGACCGCAUCGGAAAUAUAUCCAACCGUGGUGCGUGGCCUGGGGAUGAGCUUCUGUUCCGUGGUCGGUAUGCUUGGCCCCAUCGUCAUACCACUGAUGAACUACACGGGCAAGGAAAACGUUGCCAUUCCGCUGGUGAUUAUGGGUCUCGCCCUGACCGCCGGCGGUAUUGCGAGCCUGUUUCUGCCGGAAACGAAAAACAUGCCACUGCCGCAAACGCUUGCCGACGGGGAAAGGAUCACACUGACCAACCCGUUCCAGGAUCCGUUCUACCGAAGGCAACGGGCACGCACGGCAAAGCAGUAGGGCUCUCUCUCUCUCUCUCUCUAGGGCGAUGGAGAAGGUUCGGAAAUGGCACAGAAGGUUCCUGCUGCUGUUCGUUAUCCAUUGUUCGAGAUUUUAACAUUUAUUGUGUUGUUUUAUUGAUUAAAAAAAACACAUGGAAAAAUAUGGACACAUUUUUGUAAGGUAAAUGGGUUUUUUUUUGUAUGCUUGAUUAUCUUCAUAUUCGAAUCACACCGAGUUUGUUGCAGCAUUUUUUUGGAUUUGGGGAGCUUCAAGCUAGAGCGUUUACUAGUUCCGGGCCGUUCCGGGGUUUGUUCCGCCACCAUAACUCUCUAUUGUCAUCGAUAACCAGGUGUGUUCUCAACAGUUUGUCUCUUCCAUUCCUAUUUCCUGUUGAUGCUGCAGCCCUUACCGACCGGGAAGAGUUCGUUUAAUAAAUAGCAUUAUUGUUAUAUUAUUUUUUGGGGCAAACGUUUUUAUACAUCUUGCAGUGUAAAUACAUAUAGUGGUAAAUACAUGUACUAGAUGGAUUUCUUUGUAUUUUAUUUGGACUUGCUUUUUUUGCUGAUUUUAUUCUGCUGUUUUAGCGUAACUGUUCGUGUAAAGAUAUUGUUAUUGCACAUGCCCGCAGCCGCAGGUAGGCAGGAUGGGACAGCAAGUUUUUUUUUCGGUUGAAAUAAAUAUU
Messenger RNA from Anopheles stephensi (Asian malaria mosquito), 2594 nucleotides. Its product is annotated as beta-alanine transporter. The record is from RefSeq and is a predicted model, not a curated record. Gene Ontology annotation, biological process: transmembrane transport. The transcript has 8 exons. NCBI's taxonomy places the organism in Eukaryota, Metazoa, Arthropoda, Insecta, Diptera, Culicidae. The coding region runs from base 230 to 1930 and encodes 566 amino acids. Gene Ontology annotation, cellular component: membrane. Gene Ontology annotation, molecular function: transmembrane transporter activity.